AUGGAGAUGAGCCAGAAACACCUUGGAGUGAUGAAGGACUCCGCCGCAGAGUGGAGCAGAAACCGAGUGGCUAAAUUUCAGAAGCCUGAGACCUUGGUAGCUGGGAAGGGAGAAGUUUCUCCAGAACAGAAGCCUGAGUGGCCAGAGUUCUUUUCUAGACAAAGGAAAGCAAAGGGAUGGAAAAGGGGGCUUCAGAAAGGCGGAGCGGAGCGCAUUGCACGCCACCCUACUAGCCCAUUUGGGCACUGUUAUCUCGUCGCAAUCCUCGACCUUCUAGAACAAGUUUCACUGGAAAUCUUCUACCACGACAUAAUGGCAACGACAGUGCCGGUUUUCAUCAAGCAAUUUCCGCAGGAAGUCGGAAACGCACGAAAUGUAGCUGUCAGUAGCAGGUUGUGGAACUGGACAAGCCAAGCAAGAAUCGAUUUCCUCUUCUCUCUAGUCAAGUUUCUAGAGCUAAAAGAGUGCGUGGUGGACGUAGGAAAAGAUUAUGAGGAAUUCUGUUCUAUGGAGAAGGCUCGUUCAAACAGUCCCGCCGCUAGAAUCGGAACUUGGACGCUGCCGCAGGACCUGGAGCACUUACUGAUGGGUGCCAAAAUGGGACUUGUGGUUUCUCCAUCACAGAAAGUUUGUUCUGAAGCCACAGAAUGGCGUCCUUCGUAUUGUGCAUGGCGAGUACAACAUUGUGAGAGGAGUGAUUUCACGGACGAAGACAAGAGGCCUCGAUGA
Molecule: messenger RNA, 729 nt
Organism: Mollisia scopiformis
Lineage: Eukaryota; Fungi; Ascomycota; Leotiomycetes; Helotiales; Mollisiaceae
Exons: 3
Coding region: 1-729 (242 amino acids)
Source: RefSeq, a predicted model, not a curated record